This is a messenger RNA of Chilo suppressalis (striped riceborer), 1191 nucleotides long. NCBI's taxonomy places the organism in Eukaryota, Metazoa, Arthropoda, Insecta, Lepidoptera, Crambidae. The record is from the annotation of a GenBank genome assembly.
AUGGUAGAAGAUAAGAAAGAGGAUUCCGCUGGGAGCACAGAUGAGUCUGAUACUCCUACUAUCAGCGUGGAGGAGAUUGAGGUUAAAGGACUGGACGCCAACCGGUAUGCCACGAAGAAGACCGUGGCCCAGGGCAUGCUGGACAUUGCUCUGCUCACCUCCAACGCCUCCCAACUAAAGUACGUGCUACAAGUCGGCCCUAAACACGAGUUCUACACCUUGCUAGUGGUGCUCAUAUCUAUAUCCAUCGUUUUACAGAAGGCGACGGGGAUGGGAGCAGAGGUUUUGCUUGAAUCUGCUGCUGACUGGGUCCACCUGGCUCUCGAAGUCAACUAUCUACACGACCAUCGCUCGCGGGCUGUCCUGCACACGUCUGCGGGAUCACCCGAGAUACCCCGAGUGAUCCCUGCCGUGGAGCCCCAGUUAGGCCGGGAGGCUGUCAGGUGCGGGGACACGGUGAACUCCUUUAACGUGCUUCUGGUCGGGCUGCUGUUCGUCAUAAUUGGCGGUUUGGACUUGAAUGACCACGACGACCAGCCCUCGGCUCUCGUCCUCAAUGACGUCAUUGUUAUAUUCAUUUUUGUUAUAUCCGUCAUCAAUAUUGUUAUCUCCGCUUUUGGUAUAGAGUAUUCAAAUAACCCGUUGAUAUUGGAAAGACUUAAUUAUAUUAAUAGUGAAUAUUUAAGGAAAGCUAACAUAACUGCGAGCGCGGGAAUCCUGGCGAUUGUCAUGACGUUUUUGGAUGUUGACUACAGUGAUAGACAAAAGAAGAUCGCGUACUGGCUGUACCACGCUUCAGUGGGUAUGAUGACGGGCGUAGUGUUCUGCGAUGUAGUAUCCGCCAUAGUCGCCGUGGUGCUCGGCAGCAUAUUUAACAUAAACCGACAACCGGACCAUCGGAGGGCUGAAAUCCUCAAUGACACCACCCUCAUUUUCAAAAUCAUAAGCAUCAGCAUCAACGUUAUUAUUAUUAAAAAUUCGAGCGGCAGAAGGAUCGGCAUUCAACACGACGACGCAUACGAAGCGAACAUUUCUAACAAUCGCACCACCCGUUAUUUUUUUGCCCGCUUCCGUUUUGGAAAUUUCGACCUAAGAAAUGAACCCCGUGAUCGACCGAAAACUUUAUUCGAAAAUUACGAAAUAAAGGCGAUUGUGGAAGCUCAUAUGAUUCUCAGUCUACAGCUGAAUUAG